AUGAAGGCCUUUACUAAGAAUUUGAAAAGAAUCUCUGGUUUUGUCUUUAAGACCCAUGCCAUUGUCAACUCCGUUCCCUCGGAUCUUACACUGGACAAGGGACCCCUUUCCCAGGCCCUCCUGGAAAAGGCUGGGUUAGAGCUCCAAGAGGAGUUGAACAACGUAGGACCAGGAGUCUCUGUCGACGUGGGCACGAUUCUUCGAACCAGUGGCUGUAAUCUGGACUGCCACCACGUGUUUCAUGUGGUGGCUCCACCAUGGAAAAGCAGCAACACUGCGUGGUCACUAAAGCUCAUGAAAAAUAUCAUCCGUGAAUGUCUGAGGCUCACCCAGGCGCUGUCUCUACAGUCGGUCGCAUUCCCCGCAAUAGGAACGGGAAAUUUGGGCUUUCCUAAACCUGAGUUUGCCAAAUUAAUCAUUUCAGAAGUGCUCAAAUUCAGUAGCAAGAACCAACUGAAAACUUUACAAGAAGUUCAGUUUCUGCUGCACCCGAAAGACCAGGAAAACAUCCAGGCAUUUUCAGAUGAAUUUGACAGAAGGACUAACGGGAGCCCUAGUGACCAAAGUCCCAAGGCUGAAACUACACAAGGUGUCUAUGGAAGUCUUUCUAGCCCUACUUUAGGAAUGCAUGAAAUGCAUAUUGGCCCGAUCCUCUUCCAAGUGGCCACUGGGGACAUCACGAAAGAAGUGGCAGACGUGAUCGUCAAUUCAACAUCACUCACAUUCAAUCUCAAAGCAGGGGUCUCCAAGGCAAUUUUGGAAGGUGCAGGACAAAAUGUGGAGCAAGAAUGUUCUCUCUUGGCUCAGCAGGGCACCAGUGAGUAUAUAGUCACUGCAGGAGGAUCAUUGAGAUGCAAGAAUAUUAUCCAUGUUGUUGGUGGGAAUGACGUCAAAAGAUCAGUUUCCUGUGUUUUGGAAGAAUGUGAACAACGAAAUUACUCCUCCAUUUGCCUACCAGCUAUUGGCACAGGAAGCGCUCAACAGGACCCAAAUGUAGUUGCUGAUGCCAUAAUGGAUGCCAUUGAAGAAUUUGUCCAGAAAAAAUCAGUGCAAGCUGUGAGGAAAGUCAAAGUUGUUAUCUUUCAGCCCCAUAUUUUGGAUAUUUUUUAUGACAAUAUGAAAGAAAGAGAAGGCUCCCCUGGUUCUCCCCAGAAGUCAAUGCUGUCUAAGAUUGCCUCCUUUCUCGGCUUUCCAAAGCAAGCUUCCCCCAAACAGAACACCCUGGUUUUGGAGAAGAAAGUAGAACUGACAGUUUUCCAGGUAUGUGGUGCAGACGCAGCCAAUGUAGAAAGUGCAAUCUCCUGGCUACAGGAUCUGAUUACCAAAGAGCAGUUUUCCUUCACCAAUGUCGAUGAGUGUGUCAGAGACUUUGACAGUAACGAGUACGAGAAACUGAAUGAGAUGCAGAAGAGAUUGAACAUCAUCAUUGAAAUGGACCAGAAGAAACCUUGUAUCAGAGUCUCGGGAAUUAGCAGAGAUGUGGUAAAAGCUAGAGAUGAGAUUGAUGACAUGGUCAAGAGCAUUCGACUGGCUAAAGAAAAGGAAAACCAGGCAGACUAUGUCCUUACUUUCGUGGAAUGGAGAUAUAUCGACAAUAACAUCACAUACUGUUUUGACAAAAUAGCCAACAAGGAGUUGGAGGACGCAUGGAAGGCAAAGCAGAAGAACCUUACUGUUAAAAUUCAUAAUCAGGAAUUCAUGGUGAACUUGAGCACAAACACAGCCAAGGGCCCUCAGGGGCAGAGUGUCACUGUUCAGCGCCUCAUAAAAACUGAAGCUGAAAUCCCUGGAAACUGGAGUGACAUGAAGCAGAAGACAUUGCUUGUGGUCAAUCUGCCAACCAGUGACCCUGAAUACAUUACAGUGGCGAGCCAGUUUAAUCAGACCUGCUCAAACUUUGUCAUAGAGAAGAUUGAAAGGAUUCAGAACCCAGCUCUCUGGAAGAGGUACCAGGCAAACAAAAAAAUUAUGGAUGAAAAGAAUGGCCAUCAAAGAAAUGAGAUGCAACUUUUCCACGGGACGGAGGCUAGCUCUGUGCCACACCUUAACAGCAACGGCUUUAACCGCAGCUAUGCUGGGAAGAAUGCUGUGUGCUACGGGAAAGGAACCUAUUUUGCUGUUGCUGCUUCCUACUCUGCCAGGCACACAUACUCCAAACCGGAUGCCCAUGGGAAAAAGCAUAUGUAUUAUGUGCGGGUCCUCACUGGCAACUACACAAAUGGAAACUCGACACUGAUUGUGCCUCCUUCAAGGGACCCUCAAAAUCCUACUGACUUGUAUGACACUGUCACAGACAACGAUAAAAAUCCAAGUAUAUUUGUAGUGUUUUAUGACAACCAGGCAUACCCAGAGUACCUUAUCACGUUUAGGCAGUAACACUUUGGGGCGCCCGCCCUCAGAGAGAUAGUCGUGAUCAUGUGUCUGCUGUAAGGUAAAUUUUGGCUGACUUCCUUCUUAAGCUUUCUCUAAGAAAAAAGCACAAGGUCUUUCUUUGCCGUGGACCUGCUUCCUCAGCUGCUCCUCCAUAGUGGAAAUUAAUCUACUUGAGAGCCAAUCAACUUGAGAAUUGAGAUCAGGUAACAGCCAUAACCAUAUGUGCUCAAAUGUGAAUCUCCGAUCUCUGAAAAAGAACAGGCUUUUAUGUUCUGGGAGGACAGCAAGACCUUUACGGACUUUCAGGAAGCCACACAGUCUCAGCUGCCUCCAGUGGAGUCAUGUUGGAGUGUCACGGUGCCGUGGGGGACCUACACCAUCACUGAGCCAAUCUUCCUUGCUGCCAACUGAACAGAUUCCAAGAUGGAGAACUUUCUUCACUGACAGCCCUGUGCCAUGUGGGCAGACAGCUCCAGCCGGGGCUAUGUACCAACUGGGAGCUGGGAUGUGGCUUGUGGUCUGCGUGAACUGCGCCUCGAGGGACAGACCUGGCCUCAGUGGCCGGGGGCCCCUUUUAAUGUUGACCCCAGUGGUCAGGCUACCUAGUGAAAUCAAUGAGAAGGUGUCUGCUACAUCUCUGGUGGGAUUCCUCCCACCGUGUGAAAAUGAGUGAACUAAGGAGAUGGGCUGUGUUUCCGGUGGCAGCCCGGCUUGUGAUGACUUGAAAGCUUUUUGUAUAAGCCAGUUAGUCAGGCUGCUAACUUGCUAACACUAUCUACUGGAUGGUAAUUAUUCUUGCGGUGCUGGAGAUUACCCAGGGCCUCACAACGGGUCAGGUGAGCCCUCAACCCGUGAGCUAUAUCCGAAGCCAUCUUACUUUGAGGCGGGGUCUAAGUUGCCCAGGCUGCCUUUGAUAGCAUUCUGUUAGGCUUUGAAAGCACUAUCUUCCUGCUUUGGCUACCUAUUGGGGGUCUGUGCCACCAGACUUGCCUUAAGUUGUUCUUCUAAUUUUCUCCUGUUAAGUUUCAGACUCAGUGGCGUUUGUUGAGUGCCUGGGCCUUGCCAGGUAGAUUAAGAGGCGUGCGCACAUACAUGGUUUUGGUCCCACAAAUAGCUGAGCCCCUCAUUAUUCCCACCCCAGACCGUGGCCUUGAGAUUAGUGAGUGCCGUUACAGGAGUUAUUGCAGAUGAUCUGUGAGGCAAACCCCCAGAUUGCCUUGCCUUUCUUCUUUCUGGAACUGGUGCCCACUCUACCCCUUUACUAGGCGUUCCCUAGGACAGGGAGCGAGUGCGCGCGAGUGCUGUGCAAGGUUUUCAGUUGGUAUACUCUUGGGUUGUGUGUGUGUGGGGGAGGAUUAAGGCACUGGUUCCCACUCUAGGAAUCAUCAGCAGGCUUCAAAUGGAGAGAAGGGUCACUGUUGCUGCUCCAUCGACACAGAGGCCUGGAAACUUCUGCUGCUGUUUCUAAGUGGGCUGGCAGAGACUGCGGCUUGAGACGGGUUUUCUCAGCACUGGCGGGCCGGGAUUCGGCACUAACGAUGGCCUAAAGAGACGGGAUGAAAACCUGAGGCCUGUUUUCAUUUGCUUUUUUUCUCCAGUGGUUUGGUUACCUCAGGGCAAGGAUGACACAUGCAAGAGUAAGGAUCCCGUCAGCCAAUGUCACAGUUAUGUUCAGUCAAAGUAAAUAUGUCAUUUUUCUUUUUGUCAUUUUCUCCACGUCCUAGUAAAAUGACUUGGAGAAUGUC
Messenger RNA from Psammomys obesus (fat sand rat), 4118 nucleotides. RefSeq names its product protein mono-ADP-ribosyltransferase PARP14-like. The record is from RefSeq and is a predicted model, not a curated record. Bases 1 to 2376 code for a protein of 791 amino acids. Gene Ontology annotation, cellular component: nucleus; cytoplasm. NCBI's taxonomy places the organism in Eukaryota, Metazoa, Chordata, Mammalia, Rodentia, Muridae. The transcript has 11 exons. Gene Ontology annotation, molecular function: transcription corepressor activity; NAD+ poly-ADP-ribosyltransferase activity. Gene Ontology annotation, biological process: negative regulation of gene expression.